This is a messenger RNA of Cololabis saira (Pacific saury), 5650 nucleotides long. Its product is annotated as DCC-interacting protein 13-alpha-like. The record is from RefSeq and is a predicted model, not a curated record. The coding region runs from base 107 to 2245 and encodes 712 amino acids. Gene Ontology annotation, cellular component: endosome membrane; cytoplasm. The transcript has 22 exons. Gene Ontology annotation, molecular function: protein binding. NCBI's taxonomy places the organism in Eukaryota, Metazoa, Chordata, Actinopteri, Beloniformes, Belonidae. Gene Ontology annotation, biological process: signaling.
UGUCGGGGUGUUGUGAAUUCGUGUAGCACAGAAAUCUGGAGUGGGAGUUGUCGGGCCGAUCUGCUUUUAUCGAUCCGCACCGAUUGACAGCCCAGCAGCCACAGCCAUGCCGGGGAUAGAGAAGCUGCCGCUGGAGGAGACGCUGGAGGACAGCCCGCAGACGCGCAGUUUGCUGGGAGUGUUUGAGGAAGACACUGCAGCCAUCUCCAACUACUGCUCACAGCUGUAUGAGGCCAUGCAAAGGAUUUACGAUGCACAGAAUGAGCUGAGUGCUGCGACACACCUGACCUCCAGGCUGCUGAAAGAGUACGACAAGCAGCGUUUUCCUCUAGGGGGCGACGAUGAGGUGAUGAGCUCGACCCUGCAGCAGUUCGCUAAAGUCAUUGAUGAGCUCAGCUCCUGUCAUGCCGUCUUGUCCACCCAGCUUGCUGACGCCAUGAUGUUUCCCAUCACUCAGUUUAAAGAGAGAGACCUGAAGGAGAUCCUGACCUUGAAAGAAGUCUUCCAGAUAGCUAGUGAUGAUCAUGACACCGCCAUCAACAGAUACAGUCGCCUGUCCAAGAGGAGGGACAACGACAAGGUGCGGGCGGAGGUGGUGGAGGACGUUUAUACCUCACGCAAGAAGCAGCACCAGACCAUGAUGCACUACUUCUGCUCCCUGAACAUGCUGCAGUACAAGAAGAAGACGGCUCUGCUGGAGCCGCUGCUCGGCUACAUGCAGGCGCAGAUCAGUUUCUUCAAGCUGGGCUCAGAAAACCUCACGCAGCAGUGGGAGGAUUUCCUGGGGACGAUAGGAACCAGCGUCCAGAAUGUGCGGCGGGAGAUGGAGGAAGAGGUGGGGCAGAUGCAGCAGACCAUCCACGAGAUGGAACGGUCAUGUGACCCCCUGUACGUGCCAUGUGACCCUGACCCCGCCCACUCACCUGUUUGUCGCAGCCUGACCAGGAGGCAGGGAUACCUGUACAUCCGCAAUAAGACGGGCCUGGUGUCGUCGUCCUGGGAGCGCCAGUACUUCUUCACGCAGGGAGGAAACCUGAUGCAGCAAGGCCGCGGCGAGGUGGCGGGGGGGCUGGUCACGGACCUGGACAACUGCUCCGUCAUGGCCGUCGAUAGUGACGACCGCCGCUUCUGCUUCCAGGUCACUUCCUUCGAUGGGAAAAAAGUCGUGACCCUGCAGGCGGAGAGCAGGAAGGAAUGCGAGGAGUGGAUUGCCACCAUCAACAACAUUUCCAAGAGGAUCUACCUCAGCGAGAACGCAGAGGAGCUGGCAGCUAGAGUGAACCAAACCGCCCUGGAGGCAGUAACGCCAUCACCGUCCUUCCAGCAGAGACACGAGAGCAUGAGGCCCAGCAGUAAAGGAAGAACAGCCAGAGCGAGCAGCAUCAGCUCGGUGGGGUCCGAGCCGUCGCCCGCUCUAUCCGUGCUCUCCCUGGAUGCUCUGGUUGCCCCGGAAACGCCCAUCCAGUUUGACAUCAUUUCCCCCGUCAGCGAGGAGAACUCGGCACAGAGCAAAAGCGCCGCACAGUCCGGCAGGCGGAGUAAUCCGUUCGGAGAGUCCGGAGACAACACCCCAGAAGACAGUGAAGACUCGAUCCUCCACCAACUGUUCAUCGCUCGCUUCCUGGGCUCCAUGGAGGUGAAGACGGCCGAGUCGACGGACAUCAUCUCCGAGACCAUGAGGCAGAUCCUGGCGGCCAGAGCCAUCCACAACAUCUUCAGGAUGACGGAGUCCCACCUGCUGGUCACCUGCGACUGCCUCAAGCUCAUCGAUCCUCAGACGCAGGUCACUCGACUCAGGUUCCCGCUGUCCAGCGUGGUCCAGUGCUCGUCCCACCAGGACAACAAGAGGCUGUUUGGUUUCGUUCUGCAGGCGGCGGCGGCGGGCGGGCGGGGCGACAGCCGCGCCGUCUGCUACAUCUUUGAGUCCAACAAUGAUGGAGAGAAGAUCUGUGACAGCAUCGGCCUGGCCAAGCAGAUCGCCUUCCACUCGGAAAUGGACCGCAAAGCGGCAGAGAAGAGGAAGGAGCAGGACAAGGCCAAGGAGAAGCAGCAGGAGGAGCUGAGCAAGCAGAGACAGAUAGAAAAAGACCUGGAGGAACAGAGCCGCCUGAUCGCCGCCUCCAGCCGUCCGGCCAACGCGCCCGCCGCCGCCCCCGACGGACAGUUCCUGGUGCUCAGCAGCAGCCAAUCAGAGGACAGCGAUGCCGGGGAGGAAGGGAAGAAGAGGGGUGAGUCGGAAGCCUAGCGGCAGGCGGAGGACGCAUGUUUUUGGCUCCCAGGAGACUUCCAGCUGGUUUGAGACGGCAGCUCAGGAACGAGAGGAACCCGGGUUACCUGGGAAUGAAAAACGUGCGUUUGCUCUCCGCUGGACUCCGACGUUUGAGCUGGAGCUUGUGGCUCCCUCGCUGUAGGAGGAGGCAAGGAAACGUCUGGCUGCUUUUACGCCUGCUCAACUUUAGGGAGGAAAAAAAAAAAAGACUUAACUACCAAUUUACCUGCAAGCUUCUGUUUUUUUAUGUUUGUUUUUUUAAGAAGAGCUAAUAUUCAACAACAAACGUGGAAUAAUGAAGCAGGAUCUGAAGGGAGGGACCGUGCCGGCUCCUGCUCCGACCACAAGGAGGCCCUAAAGUCAGAGAUGUUCUGGAGCAAAAAGAGAAGAAGACCGACCGAGCAGCUCGUCUUAUUUUGAAGUUUGUCCUGAAGCUGGUUUCUGAUUCCCAUCAGAAUUGACCCUCCGGGAUCAGGGGCAUCAGUCAAAACAUAAAAAAUUAUCUUUUAAGUAGAAAUGAUGAAUAUGCAACAGUUCCAGACACUAUAACCUGCUUAUUCAGCCGACCGCCACCUUUUACUUUAAAAAAACAACAUAAUAUCUGUCCGUCGGUCUGUGCAAACAUUACUGAGAAGAAGUGAAACUUGUGGCCGGGUUGAAAGUUGAGAAGAGGAAGUCUCGACUCGAAUCUGAUCAUUUGCAGGUCACAAGAUUUUCUGCUUUUUUUUUUUUUUUCUGCUUAACUGCCGUUUCAGCAGCAUUUCGGGGAGAAACCCGGCUUUUCUGAUGCGUUUCCCAGUGAAUGUUGUGUUCCUGGUCGCUGGUUAGCCCCGCCACCUGAAAGCAACUUCACAUCUUUGUCCUUUCAGCUACUUCUGAACUUCCUCUGAGCUUUAAAAACCUAAAACGACGGCACUGCUUUAGAGGCGGUGAAUGCGUCUGCGUGAUGUACUGACAUGUUUCUCCCUCGAGCAACAAACCUCAACCACCAGUUUACAGAACAUCGCACGUUGAUUGUGUUAUUGGGAAAAAUAAAUCUAAACAGGAAGUUGAGAAAAUCCGCAGAUCUCAUGUUUUACGGCGUCAAAAGACAUUCCAGACAGAGGGGGAAGGAAAGUCGUAGAUGACCCUCCCGGUUCAGCAACAUUUUUCAUUUUCACGCAGGUGAAACACUCACAGGCAGGAAAAGUCCUUCUUUACAGUGAAAUGUUAGUUUUAAUUUCAUAUUUGAGUACUUUUGAAGUGUCUUCUAACUCUCGUGCCCCCCCCAUCCCUACUGUCAGUCAAAUCCACCUGAACUAAGUUCUCAGACGAAUCAACACACUGAUCAUGACUGAAAUCAGUGAUUAAAAAAGAUUGGAGGGAAGAAAAAAGUGUUUGAGAGCACUUUUCAGAUCGUCUGUUUUUUAGUCUGAAUCUCUUCAUUCAUGUCUCGUAACUUUAAAAAAAAAAAGAAGAAGAAGAAGAAAUUGAUCGAUAACCUUUCCUAAAAAUUAUAUACUGUAUGUACUUUGUACGUAACAGAAACACUUGAUGAAGCGUCCGGUAUUUUGAAUCUUUGUAAAAUUUUAAGAAAAAUGAUUCACUACGUACUGGAAAAGGGAUACUAAAGAUAUCAAAACACAAACAAUUAUUUAAAAGUACUCACAGAAUAUUUCUAAUUGAACCUGACUUGCAGUUUUCCAGUUUUCCCUGAACGCAUCACAUGAAAAUAAAAUAAAAUCGAGAUCCCUGAAAUAAACCCGCCAAAAUUAAAAAUGGUUCACUGAACUGAAGUUGAGCUGGGAAAGAGAAGUCGUGAUUAAGAAGUUAUAAAACAUUAAUUUCAGUCACUUCUGACCAAUUUGCACUUUGGACGCAGUUAACAAACAUAUCACAGGAGGUUACUGGGUCUGUACUCCCUGAAGGUUUAUCUCUGCAGAAAAACAUAAUUUACCGUUUUAAAUACAACCUAAUAAAGAGUGAACCAAAACUCAAACAGCACAAACUUCUCGUGCACUUGGUUUUUAAUAAUAUUUUUUAUCAAAACCACAUCAGACACGUGACUGCGAGUGGUUGACAAGAUUCAUUUGUUCUAGUUUAUUUGAGGGAAGUCCGAGUUAGAUUUUUUUUUUUUUCUGUUGUGAAAGAAACAAGACCUGAAACUGCGCCAAUAUUUGUUAUUUUGACUCAAACCGGAUUCAAUCCUGCACCUCUGAAGUUCAGCAACGAUGAAAGUGCUCUUAAUUUGAAAUUCACGCCUUCAGCAACGUACCUGUGCCAACGGUUUUACCUGGAGCUAAACGGAAAUGACUUCUGCUUGUCUUUUUACUUUCCUUUUUUUAUAUAAACAUAUAGGUUACCUUCUUGUACAUUGUUUUAUUAGGUAUAGAAACUAAAAGAGGGAUUUUUCUGUUAAGACACUUUAAAUGGCUCACGUGGAUUAUUAUUAUUUUUUUUUUAUUUAAUUUUGUCUAAUAUUACAGACACUGGGGGGAAAACACUGUUCUAUUUGUUUCUUUACAAACAUAUUCUCCCACUACCUGAUAAACGUGUUACUGAGAAUAAAAACUGUCCCCCUGAACUCUGUUCCGGCGUUUAUCCGCUCCGUUAUGGAUCAUUACACGAAGGAAGCUCAUUAUUGAUGAUCACGUUCCGUUAAAUUGCUUCCCCUGCAGGUUUUUCAACCAGAUGAAGGUCCGGAGACGCUUCAUGCUCUUUUUAUUUUAUUAUUAUUUUGGGUCUGUUUUGAUUGAGAGGCAUAAGAGCACAAACUUUUCUUACGUCAUCUCACGUAUUUAUUUUGUUGUUUUGCAGAAGGUCUUAUCAAAAGAACAGGUUGUUUUUCUCUGUUCUUUUUAAAGAAAUUAAUGUUUGAAAUUUCUCUGACAGACUUAGAAAAACUUGUCAUUUAAAACCAGUUUUUGCCUCAUAAAUGUUUGUGUUUCUGCUGAAAGGGGUCCAUGUUUGGGGUCUUUCAUUAAUUUCUUUCCAGACGGUGAUUAUUUUUUUAAUAUAUAAAUGAUUAUUGUUAAAUGUGGAUAACUUCCAGUCAGACUUCAACACAUCUGGACAGCAUGUCUUCAUUUGCCAGGGAUUAAAUUAAAAGUAGCAGAGAUGUUUUUAAAGGCCUAAAUUGAGAGUUACUGGUGGAAAUGUUUAUUUUUUUCUGUUUAUUUGUUUUUUUUUCCUGUUUUCUUACUGUAAUUGGGUGGUUUUUAAGAAAGAAAAAAAAAACCCAGCUCUGGAUGGAUGUGCACUUUACUGAUGGAAAACACAAACGGAUUGAGGAUUUUGAGCUGUAAAUAUGUUCCAGUGGUUGUUUCGGUGUCUUGAUCAGUAAAAGGGGUUUCAGUGAUUAAAUAAAGUACUAACUCAACCAGCUCGAGUCCCAGCUCUGAU